AUGGAGAACAAUGGAUAUGCGCCGUUUGUCUACGGCCUGUUUUUUCUUUACCUUCUUCUCCACGUCAGUGGAGACGUGGGCUACUCAAUCGCAGAGGAGAUGAAACGUGGAUCUGUAAUCGGAAAUAUUGCCAAGGAUUUGGGACUGAAUGUGGGCCAGUUGUCUGCUCGUAAAGCACGUAUUGAUCCGGAGGACAACGACUUACAUCACUGCGGCUUAAACCUCAACACUGGUGAUUUGAUUGUUCAGGAAAGGAUUGACAGAGAGGGGCUAUGUGAUAAAAAGGCAUCGUGUGUUAUAAAACAGCAGCUUGUACUGGAAAAUCCUUUAGAACUUCACCCCAUUAAUAUCCGUGUUCAAGAUAUCAAUGAUAAUUCACCACAAUUUAAUGAAGACUCGCUAAAAUUAGAAAUCCGAGAAUCAGCAGUGAAGGGUGCUCGUUUUCGUCUCAGAGAAGCACAUGAUGCUGAUAUAGGAGAAAAUGCUGUCAAAAGCUAUACUUUACAACUGAAUGACCAUUUCAAAUUAAAUGUGAACACAAAAGGUGGCCGGAAGUUCUGCGAAUUGGUCUUGGACAAAGAAUUAGACAGAGAAGAUAAAAAAGACAUGAUGCUCUCGCUGACUGCUUAUGACGGGGGCUCUCCUCAGAGAUCAGGCACAGUAGUAAUACACAUCACUGUGUUGGAUGCUAAUGAUAAUGAACCGGUGUUUAGUCAGUCAAUCUAUAAAGCCAGCCUGCCCGAAAACUCUCUUAUUGAUACCUUGGUGAUCACUGUGAGUGCAAGUGAUGCAGAUGAAGGUUUAAAUAGCAAAAUCACAUAUGCGUUUGAUCAUGUAUCCGAUGACAAGAGUAAUGUAUUUUCUCUAAACCCCAUGACAGGGGAUGUGAGAGUGGCUGGUGUUGUUGAUUAUGAGAAAGUGAAAGCAUACGAAAUGCAAAUAAGUGCUAUAGAUGGUCUUGGUUUAGUGUCUUAUUCAAGUAUAAUUAUUGACAUAACUGAUGUCAAUGACAAUGCCCCAGUGAUCAAUGUAAAGUCACUUUCCAGCCCAGUAGCUGAAAAUGUGUCACCUGGUACAGAGGUGGGCAUCAUUAAUGUGCAGGACAAAGACUCUGGACAGAAUGGACUGGUCCGGUGCUCCAUACAACAAAAUGUCCCCUUUAGGUUAAUUGCUUCUAUUCAAAACUAUUAUUCUCUUGUGACUACUGGACAACUGGACCGUGAACUGGUGUCUGAUUACAACAUUACGAUCAGUGCCACUGACGAAGGUUCUUCUCCUCUGUCUUCCUCUAAAAGUAUUCACUUGUCUGUAGCAGAUAUCAACGACAACCCACCUGUGUUUGAGGAAGAAUCCUACAGCGCCUAUGUCAGUGAAAAUAAUCAAGCCGGCUCCACUUUAUGUUCCGUUAGCGCCCGAGACCCUGACUGGAGACAGAACGGUAGCGUAAUCUAUUCUCUGUUACCCACUGAGGUAAAUGGUUCCCCGGUGUCCUCCUUUGUGUCUGUUCACGGAGAUACGGGGGUGAUCCACGCCGUGAGGUCGUUUGACUAUGAACAUUUGAGGAGUUUUCAAGUCCGCGUCAUUGCCAGAGACAACGGUUCUCCUCCUUUGAGCAACAACGUGAGUGUCAGUGUGUUUGUCUCAGACGUGAAUGACAACUCCCCUCAGAUACUGUACCCUGCUCCAGAAGGUAACUCAUUCAUGACCGAGCUAGUCCCCAAAGCUGCGCAAGGGGACUCUGUGGUGUCUAAAGUGAUUGCGGUGGAUGCAGACUCUGGACAGAAUGCUUGGCUCUCCUAUCAUAUAAUCAAGUCCACAGAUCCAGGACUUUUCACCAUCGGUCUCCAUAGUGGAGAGAUCCGGACCCAGCGGGACAUUUUGGAAUCUGACAGCAUGAAACAGAACUUGAUUGUGGCAGUGAAAGAUAAUGGACAGCCUUCUCGCUCUGCCACCUGCUCCAUGUAUUUACUUCUUUCUGAUAACUUGGCUGAGUUGCCAGAACUGAAAGAUAUUUCUUACGAAGAGAAGAAUUCCAAACUGACAUCUUAUCUUAUCAUCGCUCUGGUGUCUGUGUCUACCUUUUUUCUGACCUUCAUCAUCAUUGUCCUGGGCGUGAGGUUUUGUCGCAGGAGAAAGCCCAGACUGUUGUUUGAUGGAGCAGUUGCUAUCCCCAGUGCAUAUCUCCCUCCCAAUUACGCAGAUGUUGACGGAACAGGAACCUUACGCAGUGCCUACAACUAUGACGCCUACUUGACAACAGGUUCUCGGACCAGUGACUUUAAGUUUGUUUCUUCCUACAAUGACAACACGCUACCUGCUGAGAAAACCCUUAGGAAAAGUCCAAGUGACUUUGUUGAUGAGCUUCAUGAUUCUUUUGACCCUUUUGAGCUCCGGUCUUUCUACACGCUUGACACAACUGUGGUGUGUUACGCUGUGGAUAUCCGUGGAGAUCAUUUUUGUAUUUCUUUUGCAAAAGGGAACGUCGUCUAA
Nerophis lumbriciformis (worm pipefish) is the source of this 2490-nucleotide messenger RNA. Lineage: Eukaryota; Metazoa; Chordata; Actinopteri; Syngnathiformes; Syngnathidae. The record is from RefSeq and is a predicted model, not a curated record.